AUGCAUGAUUCCCAACCUACAGCCCUGAAAGCCACUGGAGCCAGUGACCCAUUCUCACCCAUCACAGAUCCAGUGUCAAUCCCCAUGCCAUACUCGUUUGACCAGGCCAAGGCAAUAUUGCAGGGCCACAUCAACUCCAAAUGUGGGCAGAUUCAGCAGGGCAAGGUCCCUGCUCGUGUAUAUAGCUCUUGGCAGUGCAUAAUUCCUGGGGGCCUGCAAGUGGCUCCCUUCACUUGCAUCCCAGAAAACAAGCCCUUGGAGUUACAGGCAGCAACUGACCCUGCCCUACAGCAGAAAGCUAUGCCCUGGAUACCAAUGGCCCUUGACCAACAGCAACAAGCCUCACCAGAUGCUGUCACUGAACACCCUAAGCUGCCCCAAGCCCUGUCCGAGGGAGCCAUUGAGAAACUAGAGACAACAUUGCGGCACAAGUACCUGGCCUUCUUGUCAGGGCUGCCAGCUCUUUAUUAUGUGGCUCUCUCUAGGGCCAUGGCACCGGCAAUCUCUACCCAAGCUGUAAUCACAGGAAUGGUGCCUGGACCUGGUGAAUUCCCAACUGAACCUCUGACUCAGAUGAUCUCAUCUGAAGAGCAGUCUCUGAGUCCUGGGCCAAGCUUUCAAGAUGCCAAUGAGACUUGUGCAAACAUUGAAGAUGAGCUCCAGGUUGAAGAGCAGGUGGAAGAAAUGAUCAAGAUGGUGCCUCUAGAAAGCCAGGCAGACAUCAAAAGA
Molecule: messenger RNA, 729 nt
Organism: Lontra canadensis (Northern American river otter)
Lineage: Eukaryota; Metazoa; Chordata; Mammalia; Carnivora; Mustelidae
Gene: SPATA31F1
Product: family with sequence similarity 205 member A
Exons: 1
Source: RefSeq, a predicted model, not a curated record